GUUAUUAUGCAAACAUUACCAGGCUUGGUUAUUAUGCAAACGUUACCACACUUCGUUAUUAUGCAAACGUUACCAGACUUGGUUAUUAUGCAAACGUUACCAGACUUGGUUAUUAUGCAAACGUUACCAGGCUUGGUUAUAAUGCAAACGUUACCAGGCUUGGUUAUUAUGCAAACGUUACCAGACUUGGUUAUUAUGCAAACGUUACAAGGCUUGGUUAUUAUGCAAGCAUUACAAGGCUUGGUUAUUAUACAAACGUUACCAGGCUUGGUUAUUAUACAAACGUUACCAGGCUUGGUUAUUAUGCAAACGUUACAAGGCUGGGUUAUUAUGCAAACGUUACAAGGCUUGGUUAUUAUGCAAACCUUACAAGGCUUGGUUAUUAUACAAACGUUACCAGGCUUGGUUAUUAUGCAAACGUUACAAGGCUUGGUUAUUAUGCAAACGUUACAAGGUUUGGUUAUUAUGCAAACGUUACAAGGCUUGGUUAUUAUGCAAACGUUACAAGGUUUGGUUAUUAUGCAAACGUUACAAGGUUUGGUUAUUAUGCAAACGUUACAAGGCUUGGUUAUUUCAUUAUAG
Molecule: messenger RNA, 582 nt
Organism: Lottia gigantea (owl limpet)
Lineage: Eukaryota; Metazoa; Mollusca; Gastropoda; Lottiidae
Exons: 1
Source: RefSeq, a predicted model, not a curated record